AUGGCGAACUUAAAAGACCUUCGAUCGUUCAAGCAGGCGUCGCUGAACAUGGUCCUAGCCAUCAUCGUGAUGAGCGUCAGCGUCUUCAGCUUUGGAUUCGACAACAGUGUCUUUUCCACAAUUCAAGCAAUGGAUGCAUACGAAAAACGCUUCGGAACCUACAACCCCAAAACCAAAGAAUGGGGAUUCAGCACAGAGCACCUCUCCUUCCUCAACUCCCUCGGCCUCCCCGCAAAAUGCGUCGGAGCCCUCACCGGCCUACUCAUCGCAGAGCGCUUCGGACGAAGAAUCUCCUACUUGGGAAUGCAGAUCGUAGUCAUUGUCGGUAUUGCCGUCAGCUACAGCGCGACCACAUACGGAGGCGCGCUUGCCGGCCGUAUCAUCGUGCAAUGCUUCGUGGGCUGGGACAAUUUUCUCGUCCCAAUGUUCCUGGCUGAGAUUAGUCCCACAGCGCUGCGGGGUGCAAUUGUUGUCAUCUAUGUUUUUGCGCAUAUCUUGGGGUCGCUUAUUUGUUCAUUUGUUACGCUCGCGACGGCCAAGUAUGAGGGCGAUGCGUCGUGGCAGGUUCCGCUUGCGUCGAUGUUUGCGUUUCCUGCUUUUGUGCUAGCUUUUUAUUGGUUUAUUCCUGAGAGCCCGAGGUGGUUGGUGAGAAAGGGGAGGAACGAGAGUGCGCUGAUCCAUUUGCAGUGGCUGCGUGGAUCGCGGCUGUCGGAGGAUGAGUGUCGAGAGGAGAUUAACAUGUUGCAGCAUAGUGUUGAUCGGGAUCGGGAGGUCAAGGGUCAAUGGCCGGACUUUUUGAAGGGGCCGAAUAGGAGACGCCUUCGCAUCGCAAUCGCCGUCGCCAUCUUCAAUCAGGUCACGGGUCAGAGUUUCAUGAGCCAAUAUGGCGCAGUCUUCAUCAAGAGCUUGGGCACUAUGAGCCCGUUUGUCUUCAAAGCGAUUUCAUCCGCAAUUACCUGUCUCGGUCCCAUCAUAACCUUCACCUUUGUCGAUAUCAUCGGACGACGACUCUUCUAUCUUGUCUGCGGUACGGCAUGUACGACAGUACUACUGAUUUGUGGUGGACUUGGAACGGGUACCGUCUCGGCCUCGGACAAGACUGGCAUUGUCACUGUCUGUAUACUAUUCGGGUUCUUCUAUAUCAUGUCCUUUGGUGCUAUUGGCGCCGUGACAGCAGCCGAAGUCCCGCAUCUGCGACUCCGUGACAAGAAUGCCCUCAUGGUAUACUGCACCCAGUUCAUCUUCGACUUCAUUGUCACUUUGACCCUUCCCUAUCUGAUGGACGCGGGCGAGGCCAACCUGCAGUCAAGAGUGGGAUUCAUCUAUGGUGGCUGCGGGCUCCUCGGUCUUUGCUGGGCCUACUUCUGUCUUCCAGAUAUGACUGGCCGGUCCCUUGAGGAGUUGGAAGAGAUGUGGGCAGAGCGCGUGCCUGCUCGUGAGUUCCGCAAAUGGAAAUCUUCGGGGCGGAGGGAUACAGAAAACGAUACGCCCAAGAUUACAGAAGCUACCAAGGUCGACUCACAUUCCAGCUAG
This is a messenger RNA of Penicillium argentinense, 1533 nucleotides long. RefSeq lists its product as uncharacterized. Bases 1 to 1533 code for a protein of 510 amino acids. Gene Ontology annotation, cellular component: membrane. The transcript is spliced from 5 exons. NCBI's taxonomy places the organism in Eukaryota, Fungi, Ascomycota, Eurotiomycetes, Eurotiales, Aspergillaceae. The record is from RefSeq and is a predicted model, not a curated record. Gene Ontology annotation, biological process: carbohydrate transport; transmembrane transport. Gene Ontology annotation, molecular function: carbohydrate:proton symporter activity.